AUGAAAGGAGUUUUGGUCCUAUUUCUUAGUGAUCUGGCUGCUUCCACUCGGUUACGUUGUUUAGAUAUCAGUGGCAAUGGCCUUGGAGAUGCUGGAGCCAGGAUGUUGGCUAGAGUGCUUGUCUCUACUGAGACAUUGCAAGUGGUCGCAUUUGACUCAAACGGUCUUUCCCUACAAGUACCUGGCUUUCAUAUUUUUAGAUUCAUUUUUGAUUCAUGCUUUUGUGUCCUACUAUUGUCUUAA
Protopolystoma xenopodis is the source of this 243-nucleotide messenger RNA. NCBI's taxonomy places the organism in Eukaryota, Metazoa, Platyhelminthes, Monogenea, Polystomatidea, Polystomatidae. The record is from the annotation of a GenBank genome assembly.